GCAUCCUGCAUGAUUGAAAUGUGGGCUGUAACUUAACUAGCUGUUGAUGUUAGCUAGCUACGUACCUAGCUCUCAAGCUCAAGCUUUAAAAGUAUAUACAGCAGUCAGCAGUCAGUAUAAAGUGACGCUGAGCUCUAUCUAUACCAAGCAAUGCCAAUGGAUAGGGAAAUUGCAAGAUCGUUUCUGGACUGGUCCACAGAGGAGGUAGCAAAGUGGCUGAGCACACUGGGUCUCUCACUCGACUAUUCAGAGCAGUUUAAAGAUCACCGGAUUACUGGAGAAAUCCUCAUCAAGCUAAACUCUGCUGCUUUAGAUGAGUUACGGAUCACGGAGGGAGGUGAUCGAGUUAAGAUCCUCCAACAGAUCACCACAAUGCGAGCUGAUCUCAUCAUCGACUCGCCUGCUCGACGAGUGAGAUCACCUGCUAAGUUGAGACGAUUCAGCGAGACUCUCACACGAACAGCCUACUCGCCCAACCACAGGCUAACCAGGCCCAAGUACAGCACUGGUACUUUGGACCAGCGUACCUUCUCCCCCACUAAGAGAGGCCACACUCCUAUCAGCCCCAAAUACAUGGAGGGCUUCACUCACAUCUCACCGGACUCCCUGAGCUUGGAGAGCCCGAUCAGCUCUGGGAUGAACUCUCCUACAAAGUUCCGAAGUCGAGAUGUCAGUCCCCACGAGGGUGUGAGUGUGGAGAGGAGAGAGAGGGAGCUGGUCAACAGGCUCAAGGCAACUGCCACACUACGAAGUCACAACAUGAGGAGGCUCUCCAGGAGUCUGGACAGCUUGUUUCAGGAAGGGGAGGACAUAUUCAGUAUCUCGGCUAAAGCUGAGUUCCAGGAGAACUGCAACUCACGACUGGUAUAUAUCCUGAGGGAAGAAAACACAGCUCUCAAGAGAGACUUGGAAACCUACUACCAGAGAGUCAGAAAGCUGCAGAAAUUGGAGCAGGAGAUUGAGCACAUACGCGAGGGCCAGUGGAUGCUGGAGGCAGGCACCAACAGGAGGGAGAAGCUUGAAGGUGCUCUGAGGACAAAGCUCGAGAAACAAGUCCGUAGCCUCAAGGCGGAAACUGUUCACCUUAAAGCUGAGCUUCACAGGAACAAAAAGCAAGAUGGGAAAGGAGAUAUCAAGAACGGGGAGGUGUCCAGCCCGAGCAGGUCUAAGGAGAUACGCAGAAGAGACACCAUGAUCAUGAGACUAAUAAAGCAAAAUAAAGAGUCCGUGGCUGCUCGUGAACAGUUAGAGAAGGAUCUCCAUUCCACUAGAAUACAACUCCAGGAAUGGGACAGAGGUGAUGGAGCUGGUGGGGAAUCUACUUCCGAUUCCCAUACCGAGAGAAUCAAUUCUGAGACAGAAAAAAAGAUGUCCCAGAUGUACUCCCAAAGCAUAGACAAGCUCAAGUCAGUGCUGUCGGCCAUGCAGAGCAUGAGUGCUAAGAGGGAGAAGCUUGAGAAACACUUGAGAGGGCAGCUGCUGGCUGAGAUCCAGCGACUCAAGGGUGGCUCAGUGGGUGGCGGGAGUAAUGGCAUAAAGAAAACACCUGCAGACCUCCUUGUAAAGGUUGCCACUCUGGAAGCUGACCUAAUCAAGUGGGAGCAAAGGUGUCUGGAACUGGUGGCAGAGAAGCAGAUGGCGUUGGAGGCUGCAGUCAUUCCCAGGGACUCUCGUAUGGAGCAGUUGGAGAGGACAGUUUCAGAACAAACAGUGACCAUUCAAGAACUUUGUCACCAGAGAUCCUCGUACAUAUCUCAACUCACCGACACAAACAAGAAACUGGCAGAACUCGAAACAAAAGUCUCCUCUUUGCGACAAACUGUAACCGAGAAAGAUGCUGUUAUUCAAGCUCUCCAACAUUCGUUCCUUGACCCGGAAGACCUGAGUCAAGACGAGUAUACAUUCAUGGGCUCACCCGUUCUACACCACUCUCCUGUAGCUGCCAAGAAACUAGGGUUCCCUCUAACCGGAGCUCAAAUGGAUAUUGACGGCACCGUAUCCCUUCCUGGCGACAUCACCUCGAGUUACCCCAUCUUCCCACAUUCUCCACCCACGAGAAAGAGAGGUCUUCCCAACGGUGCAUACGCCGCUAGAGGACACAUGAGUGAGAAUCUAUCCCCGGUACGAAGAUACUCCGACAAAGGGGUUGCAGUUGGUCCUCGAUCCCUGUCCCCUGUAAAAAGAACAGCUCCACCUCCUAUGUACAUGAUGAAGGACCCUCCAGCUUACGGCAGUGGUGGAAACGGGUCCCCCAGUCCUCAUUACAACAAACUGAACUAUCCCCUCCCAGUAUCAAACUCAGCUCCCAACAGUCCAAACAAUCGUACUGGAUUGAGGAGGGGUCGAACCUCGCAUCCCAACAUGCACUUCCUGCAAGUACCCUCCUCCAAAUCUCCUCCUCCGUCUAGCCCUUGGAAACCACCCUUUGAGAAUGGAAAAUCGAAUUCAGGGCCAGCAGAAAUGAGGAGAAACCAUUCCAAGCCUCCCCUGUCACCCAACCCUGCUGCAGACAGAGCAGUCAAAUCAAAAACUCCACCCCCAAACCACAAACUGGUUUCAUUUUCUUCGUCCACUACUUAUAAUCUGUCCCAGAAGCAACGUCAUCACUCAGUGGAUGAUGUGGUCAAAGAUCGAUCCACGUCCCUUGCCAUCAAAAAAGGAACACCAAAUUCUAUGGAACUAUUCAAUUCUCUGCUUGGUGAUAAUGCACCUCCUCAAUCUCAGAGCGAGUACAAGCAAGCUAUGCAUACGGGCGGAGUCAGGGAAAGGGGGGUUCUUCGUCAAGGUCAUCAACAUUCCAAAUCUUCACCUAGCUCCGAGAGAAGGAACUGUUACACUAUUGUAAACUAGUUUCUAAUUUAUUGAUGCUCAGUUUCAUGUCAAUUAUCGUUCAUGCAUGUAACCCCUCACAGUAAUCUUCUUAGUCAUGUUUGUUCAACCGUCAUACAUGUAUAUUCACUCACACAUUUUGCACAAAAGAAAAAGUACAUAAAAAGA
Halichondria panicea is the source of this 2997-nucleotide messenger RNA. RefSeq lists its product as uncharacterized. The record is from RefSeq and is a predicted model, not a curated record. Lineage: Eukaryota; Metazoa; Porifera; Demospongiae; Suberitida; Halichondriidae. The transcript is spliced from 10 exons. Bases 151 to 2850 code for a protein of 899 amino acids. Gene Ontology annotation, molecular function: protein binding. Gene Ontology annotation, biological process: regulation of cell migration; actin cytoskeleton organization. Gene Ontology annotation, cellular component: plasma membrane; cytoplasmic vesicle; bicellular tight junction.